GACGAUAGAAGAAAGAAGUAAGCCAUAUGAUUAGCACAUGUCAGUGCCAAUACUUUGGAUACACUUGUCAAUGCAAUACUGCAAUCAAUACUUGGAACGAUUUAAAAUCCAGUCUCUGGAAAAGAUGAGAGAGAAAGAGGGGAAGUGAGAAAAAGAAAGAAAGAAAAGAAAGGGAGAAAAACAGAGGAAGAAAAAAGAGCAAAGAGUUGGAGUUGGAUAGAGAGAGGAGGAGGAGGGGGAGAGUGACUAAACUGUCGAAAAAAGCAAAAGGGGAAGUCUGCAAAUAAAGGGAGAGGAGGAGAAAUGCUAGAAACCACAUGUGGCUGUUAGGAGCCAUAAUUCAGUUAUGGAGCGAUACAAAAUAGCUGCAAUGAAGUAUGGUGUCUACCCCAGGGAGGCAGGGAUAGAGGGAGAUAGAAAGAGGGGGAGGCUUUCUUUCUAAACUUAUGGACACGCACUCCAGCUUUACUUCUACAAAACAGAGGCCCCAAAUUUGGGAUUUGUUUUGAGGAGUGACUUGUUUGAUGCAGGAGGCACAAGGAAGACCCUCUUGACUGCUCUGAAACGCUCAUUUGAAGUUGACGACGUGGACUCCUCCCCGCACUCCUCCUCGCCUCUUACACGGCGAGCACCAUCCAACUCUCAGCGUUCUGCUGUUUCUCCAUCCAGCGGCCGGUAUUAUGAACUGGGCUCCAAUGGCACCAAGACCCCUGACACUACUAGGCCCAAAGUGAGAACCCCAGAACCAUGCAGGACAGAGCUGGGCUUUGACGUCACAUCCAACAACAAUGGCAAAGCCAUAGAUGGCUCUCCCAGUCCUGGCACAGCUCGGUUUGGUCUGAAGAGGCCAGAUGUCUUGGGCCCCAGUAAGACCCCUGAGAUGCAGAAGCACUCUGUCACCUUCAGCAAGACACUUGAAACCAUUGCUCCCAUCACACGUGCAGCUUCUAACAUUGCUCCACACACAAGCGCUAAACUCCCAGAGACCACUUUCAGGAGAAGCGAGCCACCAAGCCCUGGAGAUGGAUCAGCGAGAAAGCCUGAAAUCAGCAUCACCAAAGCAACAGACGUCAGAGGUCAUGACAGUCAUCAUCAUCCACUAGUUAUGACAAGGUGUCCAUCAUCUAAUCAUGCCAGCCGGAAAUCUCCUGGUGCUGAUGGACAUCGGUCAGAGGUCAUCACAGGUAUUCACGGCAGUAUGGCAGAUGCAGGAAAGACGCCUGUGGACCGGGGUGAGAAGACCAACACAGAGUUUGGCUAUGUGGGUAUCGAUGCCAUCCUGGAACAGAUGAGGAGGAAAGCCAUGAAACAAGGCUUUGAGUUUAACAUCAUGGUUGUCGGUCAGAGUGGUCUGGGUAAAUCCACACUGAUGAACACACUUUUUAAAUCUAAAGUGAGCCGCCGAUCUGUGAAGACCUCAGAGGAAGAGCAAAUCCCCAAGACCAUUGAGAUCAAGUCCAUCAGCCACGACAUCGAGGAAAAAGGAGUGAGAAUGAAGCUGACUGUCAUUGACACACCAGGCUUUGGAGACCAGAUAAACAAUGAGAAUUGUUGGCAGCCCAUCAUGAAAUUCAUUAAUGCACAGUACGAACAGUAUUUACAGGAAGAGAUCAACAUCGACAGGAAGAAGAGGAUUCCAGACUCACGAGUCCACUGCUGCAUAUACUUCAUUCCUCCUACCGGACACUGUUUGCGGCCAAUUGACAUUGAGUUUAUGAUGCACCUGAGUAAAGUGGUGAACAUUGUCCCUGUUAUUGCCAAGGCAGACACACUCACCCUGGAGGAGAGAGACUUCUUCAAAAAGAAGAUAAGAGAGGACUUGCGAGCCAAUGAAAUCGAGGUCUACCCUCAAAAGGAGUUUGAUGAAGAUGCAGAGGACAGAAUGAUUAAUGAGAAGAUCAGGGAGAUGAUCCCUUUUGCUGUGGUGGGAAGUGAUCAGGAAUAUCAGGUCAAUGGAAAAAGACUUCUGGGCAGGAAAACAAGAUGGGGGACAGUAGAAGUUGAGAACACAGCACACUGUGAGUUUUCCUAUCUGCGGGACCUGCUCAUCAGAACUCACAUGCAGAACAUCAAAGACAUCACAAGCAGCAUCCAUUACGAGAUGUAUCGCAUACGCAGAUUCAAUGAGAACAACACACAAACAAAUGGGCAGCCAGCAAUCCACGCCAACGGUAUAGCUGAGCAUGAAAUCCUCUCCCAUGAAAUGUAAACGUCAAUCUGUCCAUCCAUCCAUUCGUCUGUCCAUCUGAUUCUCCGUCAGUCCCUAAAUAUUCAACAUCAACAUUUUCUUCCUUGAUUCACUCUUCCUCCAUCAUUCUGUCUGGUGCUUUCAGCUGACCACUGAUCCCCCCCCCCCCCCCCCAAAAAAAAAAAUGUGUUUCUGAUGUGUGGAAAUUAAUCUGAUUGGCACAUUUAAGCCUGCUGCAAAAUGUGAUGUUCUGUAAUUUAUUUGUUUUGUAUUUUAUUACAGAUGUGCUAGUGUGUCUUUUCAAUAUCCUCAUUUAAAGGAAUUACUCAGAGUGGAAAUAGUGACAUCUGUCAAAAGUGUACCGUCCCAUAGUGCUUAAAGCUUAAAUCAUUGGUUAAAUUGGAACUUGAUGAUCAUCGUAUGACUGUUGAGCAUUUUUUUUAAAAACAACAACAAAAUUUUUUUUUUAAAUAUUGACCAUUGCUUUAGGGGAUUUAGAGUGUAUUCAGCCAAAUAAAUCUGUGAAAAAAUUUGACACAUAGUUUCAUGGAUCCAAGACAAGCGUGGGAAAUUAUUUCUGGUGUAUUAGUCCUGUACUGUAGAAAAUGUUUGCUCAUAAUAUUUGACCCUGUGCAGUCACUUCAUUUCAGACAUAAGGCUUGAUGAAAGUAGUUAAUUAAAAACUUUUUUAAUCAAGUGUAAACAGAUUUUAAGGCAGUUUUAGUAGCCCCCUUUUUGUAGUAUCUCUGCCCUGGUAUCUUCACUGAUUUUUGAUAUGUUCAUGUACUUUGUGCCAUAUUUGCAUUUGUUUCUGUGUUUUUUAGGCAUAGUUCAUUUAUAUUAUUAUUAUUGUAAUUAUUGUUGUGCUUUUUAUUUGUAAAGGCCUUUACAUGUGUAAAACAAAAUAAAUGUCCUUUUGUUUUUAGGCUAACAUUCAUAUUUUGAUUUGUAAAGAAUUAUGUAUUUAUAUACUGCACAUCAUGUUACCCAAAUGUAAUAGUAUGGUUUUUGUAGGUCACAUCUUUAGAUUUCCAGAAUGUCAUCACAGUGACCCUCAGUCUCAAAGUACCUAUACUUAUUAAAUGUUCUGUGUUUUUAUCUCUUAACUUCUUAUUUUGGCUAUCGGUGUUUAGUAAAGCAAGUUCUGAACCAUUC
Messenger RNA from Myxocyprinus asiaticus (Chinese sucker), 3343 nucleotides. Its product is annotated as septin-9-like. Gene Ontology annotation, biological process: cytoskeleton-dependent cytokinesis. Gene Ontology annotation, molecular function: GTPase activity; molecular adaptor activity; GTP binding. NCBI's taxonomy places the organism in Eukaryota, Metazoa, Chordata, Actinopteri, Cypriniformes, Catostomidae. Bases 881 to 2209 code for a protein of 442 amino acids. Gene Ontology annotation, cellular component: septin complex; cell division site; microtubule cytoskeleton. The record is from RefSeq and is a predicted model, not a curated record. The transcript is spliced from 13 exons.